Molecule: messenger RNA, 1596 nt
Organism: Pistacia vera
Lineage: Eukaryota; Viridiplantae; Streptophyta; Magnoliopsida; Sapindales; Anacardiaceae
Product: increased DNA methylation 2
Exons: 3
Coding region: 84-1346 (420 amino acids)
Cellular component (GO): nucleus
Source: RefSeq, a predicted model, not a curated record
CAAAACCCGGUUGUGCUUUCCUUCAUUGCCUCUGCUCCCUUGACUCUCUCGACCGAUUUUGAUUUACUGUAUGAGCUAUUUCUAUGGAUAGCCCAUCUCAGGUGACAGUUUUGCCUGCUGCUUCAAGGUUAGAAUCCAAUAAUGUAGCAAGUGGAGCAGUACCAAAUGAAGAUCAGUGUUUUCUCCUGUACUUCAUUUUCAGUACCUAUUUUGGUCCUGAUCUGAAAGGGGAACCACAGAAGUCAGUUUUUCAAAGAAUGGCAGAGGGCCUUCCACCAUAUACUUCUGAUCAACUAGCUGGAUCACACAUGAAAGCUGUAGAAGUAGAAAGGAUAUACUAUUAUGCACUUAGGAAUGCAGAUCAAUCUCUUACUGUUAGAUUACCUUGGUUGAACCAAUUUUUUAAGGGAAAUCUCCCAAUAUCUGGUAGUAACUUGCCCGUCAUACAUCCUCAGUUUCCUGAUCUUUUUCCUCCCCAACUACAUCCCCAUUCACAGUUCAGAAAUCAUUACAAAAUCAUUGAAAACAUUGUUUUUAUUAACAACCCAGAUGUCUCUUACAAUAACCCAGAAGAUGUAGAAAGGUUUAGAAGGUUAACUAGGAGUGAGAAUAUGGUUCUGCGCAGAGAUGCUGCUAGGUUCCACAUUUUGGAAGACCAUAGUGUUUUGUAUGACGUGCAAGUUAAAGAAGCUGAAUCCAAUGAAGAUUCUCCUCCCAUUAUGUCAUCUUAUAUUUCUCAGAGAAAAAGACGUAUAGGCGAUGCCAUGAGAUCCAAGGAAAAAGAUAUUCAUGAUGUGGAACCUGUAAAUAGUAUGUCAUCAGGUGUUGCGCAGAGGAUGUAUCCUUGUAUGGCUCCAUUGCCAACCAAGGGUGACACCAAAUUUCUGGAUGCUGUUGGUCCAGCAAUGAUAUUUCUUUCUUCUCGCCCAACCAAACAAGAGUGGGCUGAUAUAACAGCUGCCACUAAAAGUGGAUUUGCAUUGACUGGGACUGCAGCCAUGGGGCGUGUUGGACCAAUUGUCGGACUCAUGGACAUUGGCGAGUUUGACGACUCAUAUCUGUUUCGUGUUGCUCUUCCAGGAGUGAAAAGAAAUGAAAGGGAUUUCAGUUGCGAAGUUGAUACCUCUGGGAAGGUACUAAUAAGGGGAGUGACAACAACAGGUGAGAAAUCAGUGUACAGGUACUCCCAAGUGUUUGAAAUGCAAAGUCGGAACCUUUGCCCCCCAGGAUACUUUUCGAUCACAUUUCAGUUGCCAGGACCAGUUGAUCCUCAACAGUUUACUGGAAAUUUUGGCACUGAUGGGAUUCUGGAGGGAAUUGUGAAGAAAGAAAGACAGAUUAGUUGAUAAGUAGAUUGCUUCUUGUAGAAAGGUCUUACCUCACUUGUUUGAACUUGUAACUGUAUGUUCAGUUACUAAAGCCAACUCCAUGGUAUUAAAAUGAUGAGAUUGAAAUUUAUGGAAUUUACUCUCUUUUAAUCAGUUUUUCCUGAGGUUGACCAGACAAUGACCUGGCUUAUUGUAUUUUUUCAUUCAGAUAUUGACCAGACAAGUUCAUUCUUGUUUGCGAAUGAUGCAAAGAUGAGUAAGGUUCUUG